AUGACAAUCAACAAUAUAAACCUGACAACAACUGCGCCUCCAUCCCUGCAGGAGAACUGGGGAGGUCCCACACGGGGUGCCCACGGCCAAAGUGUGAGUUUUGCUGAGAACCAGGGGCAACGAGCACUCAUCUCCGCCAGAGGCCAGUCAGUCUGUCACAGGCUGAGAACUAGACCCCUGGGCCCCAGGUCCCUAAAAACCACCCAACACCAGGCAAAGGCCCCUCUGAACAGGUCCAAGCCAUCCCAGACCACCACCCCAAAUAGAGUUGGUCAACGACCACACCAGAACAUCCAGCCAUGCACCUCAGAGCCAAAAAGUACCCAAAUCGCAGGGAGGGGCAGCAGCGUCAAGCGGGCAGCGCAGGAGAAGCGGGGAGGCCCCAAACGGCGCACCCAGAGCCAAAGUAUGAGAGUUGCUGAGUACCAGAGGCAACGGGCACUCAUCUCUGCCAGAGGUCAGUUAGCCUAUCACGAGCUGAGAACCGGGCCCCUGGGCCCAAGAUCCCUAAAAACCACCCAACACCAGGCAAAGGACCCAUUGAACAAGUUCAAGCCAUCCUUGACCACCACCCGCAAUAGAGCAUGUCAACGACCACACCAGAACAUCCAGCCAUGCACCUCAGAGCCAAAAAGUACCCGCAUCCCAGGGAAGGGCAGGAGUGUCCAGCGGGCAGUGAGUGGCCCAGUGGAUGAACGCAAUGAUGACCAGGAAAGAAAACCAGGAGAUAAAUUUUAUGAAUCAGCCAAAACUGAUGACAACGAAACAACAGAUGGUUACACGAGUGGAAACAAGAAGAAGCCAAGUCCGGCAGAAACUGAGAUACUGCUUGACAGACUUCACCUUCAAGAUAAAUUUAAGCAGAAGUUGUCACCAGCAGAUUUUCUUCAAAUACGUCCACCUGGGAAACAGAUGGACCAUGUAACGUCUGAGAAAGAUGUAGCUCACACUUUUCUCCAUAGGCUGAUAAUGUUGGACUACGGGGCCAGAUAUAUUGCUGUAAGACCAGACAGUCCUGAGGUGACCACAGAGUCUGACAACACUGAGAUAGAUUACAGUGAUCUGGAGGAUUUCUUGAAAACCACUGCAGACACAAAUGAGAAAGAGAAGGCUCGUGUGCAUCCAAUGGACAUUCAGAUGGCAGUAUUUCACUGCUCAGACAGCUUCCUGAAACAGAUGAUGAUUACAAAGCUCUCUCAGUGUCAGUAUGCCUUACCUUUACUUGUUCCUGACCCAGUCACAAAGGAGAUUCAGUUUCCUCUGUGGACUUUCAGAGAAAUAACAAAAACCUGGAAGGUAACUCAAAUUAAAGAUAACUCAAAGAUCAUCAUCAAGAAGAGUGUUCCAGUCUACAAAGCUGAAACACCCUUGGUGUCAUUUUUCCGCCUGGGUUCUUUGUCAGUGUCUAAAUCUCAGCUGAUGAACACUUUGAUCAACAACCGUCACGACACCUUCUUCCACAGAAACUGCCCAGGAAGCACCAAGUCUCGCUAUCUGAUGGAUGGUGUGGCAGAGAUUGCCUGGUACUGCCCUGCUGGAAAACCCAAUGAUGCCUUCAAUGACUGCAUUGCCUUCUGUAAUCUCCAUGGUGAUGCUCUGUUGAUUGAAAAACAGCGUGACAUACUGAUUGAAAAAUCUUCAAUCAAUGUUUUUCUUUUGGCAUCUCUGCAAAGCAAUGAAGAAAGUCGAUCACUCAUAUCAUCUCUUUUUCAGUCUGAUAAGCCUCUCAUUUGUCUCACAGUUAAUGACAGUUGUGAUGCUGUUAAGAUAAAAAAUGGAAAUUACAUAAUGGGUCUUAAAGACAAAAACCACUCAGAUGUAUGUGAAGACCUGAAAAGGAUCAUUACAGAAGUUUUGUCUUCUCUUGAUGGUUCCAGAUUGAAACCAUCCUUCCAGCUUGAAACCAUGGCUGAGCUCUCUGGAAUCAGAGUGGAUGAAACUGACCCAGCCUGUCAAAGAGGGAAAUCUGCUGCUAUGGAAAUAGUCGAUCUGCUUAAAAAGGAUAACAUGGAUGUCUCAAAGAUCAAAGAUGAAUUUCUCCCUUGUCAAGGCCAACUGUGGCAUCAGUGGAGCAAAAUACACAGAGAACUGUUUCAACUCAGAGGAAACAUUGAAAUGGAGAAAAGCAGAAAGGAACAAAAACUGAUGAAAAUACGUCAGAAACAAUGUGCUGCUUCCUGCAGUGAACUGAUGAAGUUGUUCACUGGAAGUCUCUCAUUAAUGAGAGAAAAACAAACAGGCAGAGAGUAUUUCCUAAAAUGGACUCAGAUCUUUGUAGAUGUCCUUUCAACAGAUGAUCUUUCUUCAGUUUUUCAAAGUUAUGAUGAAAAGUGGUCUGAGGUCUUGGCUUUGAAGAACAAACGUGACAAAGCAGAUCUGUUAUUAAAAACACAAACUGAACUUAAAGACAUAUCGAAGAAACUUCAGUCUGUAACCUUUGGUUUGGAGCACAUCUUCAGAGAAAUGGGACAGAUCUAUGAAGCCCAUAAAACAACACAAAGAGGGAGCAGACACUCUGACUGGUCUAAAUACCCUGAGCUGGCUGCACAGCUGAUGAUAUCAGGACACCCGAUGGAGCUGAUGGAUGGUGAUGCAGGUCAUGUGCCUUUAACAUGGAUCUCCAGUCUUUUAGAAGAAGUCAUCAAGAAACUGGGGGACCAGAGAGUUUUUGUGUUGUCAGUUUUGGGCGUACAAAGCAGUGGAAAAUCAACAAUGCUGAACACCAUGUUUGGGCUGCAGUUUGCAGUGAGUGCUGGCAGGUGCACCAAAGGUGCCUUCAUGCAGCUGCUCAAAGUAUCAGAGGAGAUGAAGAAAGACUUGAAGUUUGACUAUGUUCUAGUGGUGGACACUGAAGGACUGUGUGCCCUUGAGUUAGAAGGUAACAAUCUUCAUCAUGACAAUGAACUGGCAACAUUUGUUGUUGGUCUGGGAAACUUGACACUGAUCAACAUCUUUGGAGAGAAUCCUUCUGAUAUGCAGGACAUUCUGCAGAUUGUUGUUCAGGCUUUCGUGAGGAUGAAGGGAGUUAAACUUUCUCCCAGUUGUGUGUUUGUUCACCAGAAUGUCACAGAUGUUGCAGCAGCAGGGAGAAACAUGGAUGGAAAGAGACAUCUGCAGGAAAAACUGGACCAGAUGACCAAACUAGGAGCCAAAGAGGAAGUUUGUGAUGCAGAGUGCUUCAGUGAUGUCAUUGAUUUUGAUUUUCAGAAAGAUGUGAAAUACUGUGCCCAGCUGUGGGAGGGAAAUCCACCCAUGGCUCCUCCAAAUCCAGGUUACAGUGAGAGCAUCCAGGAAGUGAAGAACACCAUCCUCUCUAAAGCUUCAGAGUCUGCUGGGAUCACUCUCUCACAGUUCAAAACCAAAAUUCACGACCUGUGGACUGCACUUCUGACUAAAAGUUUUAUUUUCAGUUUUAAAAACACACUUGAAAUUUCAGUGUACAGAAAACUGGAAGUCUCGUAUGGGAACUGGACCUGGACCCUGAGGAGCAACAUGUUGACCAUUGAAAACCAACUUCAUAACAGAAUUGAAAAUGGAAAACUUGAUGAGGUUGAGCAGUCUUAUCUUUUCAGAGAAACAAGCAAAAAAUAUGAAGAAGUCAGAAAAGAAAUGACAAAAUACUUUGAGGAUGACAAAGACAGAGAGAUCUUGAUUCAGUGGAGAGGACGAUUUGAAAUCAAAAUUAAGGAAUUUCAUGAUGAACAAGUGAACAAAGUGAAAAGAAAACUGGACAGAGUUAUCCAGCAGAAGAAAGCUUGUAAAAAGCUGGAUGAGAAUAAAUCAGAGUUUGAGAACAAACUUCUGCAGAACACCAAAAAGCUCGCUCAUAAACUGAAGGAUAAGGCCAAAGAUGAAGAAGAGCUUCAAAGACAGUUCAACUCUGUUUGGAGCAGCUGGGUUACUGAAUUAACAGCAGAUAUAAAACCUGUUGAAGACAUCAACUUGGAACAAGAUCAGUUAACGAUCCUUCAAGAACUUGGUUUUGAGCUACCUCUCACAGAUGAAAGUAAAAGAAGUGGCAGAUACAAGAAAAUAUCAGAGGUUGGUGAUUAUUCAGGUUAUAUGAAGACAGGUGGUAAUCUGUUGGUUGACAGUUACAACAAAUAUAAAGCAAGAGGUGCUUUUUCCCAUGAAGAACAAGAACAGUGUCAACUUCUGCACGACAAAUGUUUCAAGUGA
This is a messenger RNA of Pundamilia nyererei, 4179 nucleotides long. RefSeq names its product interferon-induced very large GTPase 1-like. The transcript has 5 exons. Gene Ontology annotation, molecular function: GTP binding. The record is from RefSeq and is a predicted model, not a curated record. The coding region runs from base 1 to 4179 and encodes 1392 amino acids. NCBI's taxonomy places the organism in Eukaryota, Metazoa, Chordata, Actinopteri, Cichliformes, Cichlidae.